AAAAAAAUGAAAAUAGAAGGUGGAUACACUGUUGAUGGCAACGAAUGCAAUGCUAAAUACAUAAACCUCCUUCAGACAUAUCGCCACAAUAAGGAUAAGAGGCUCAAGACAACAGGUGAAUCGAAAAUCACCUGGGAGUAUUAUUGCAUAUUUGACAAUGUGUUAGGCACUAAAGAUUCAUCACGUCCUAGGGAAGAACUGUUGUCAACAUCACUGCAAAACUCGGAUGAAAAUAAAUGUCAAGAAGAUGAUAGUCAACCAGGAACAUCUGGUCUCCAAAAAAAAACAAAAAACAGUAAUUCCAAAACUAAAGAAUGAAAAUAAAAAAAAUGUCAGUACCUAUUUUAUAAAAAGAAAAGAGAGGAAGAGAAAAUGGAGCAAAGAAAGGUUCUGAAAGAAAAAGAGAUAGAUGCUCUUAACAAUUUGGCUAAUGCAGUAAGACAUUUUUCUAAGAAACAAAGGCAUAAUAGCAGUUCUGAUUCAGACUAAAAUACUAUCUUAUUUUUAACAAUAUUUUUAAUAUAACGUGUUUGAUAUACGAAUGUUGUGUUCUUUUUUGUUUAUUUUGUG
Molecule: messenger RNA, 570 nt
Organism: Psylliodes chrysocephalus
Lineage: Eukaryota; Metazoa; Arthropoda; Insecta; Coleoptera; Chrysomelidae
Source: the annotation of a GenBank genome assembly